AUGACCUCUUCCACCUCGCCUCAGACAACCGUAGUCAUGGCAGCACAAGCACCAACUCACUUUCCCGAUCGCCCUCAGUUCUCUGGGUUUAUGAAGCCAUGCCGCCUUGAAGGCGAGGUUUCACACCUGGAGGUCCAUGGGGCAAUUCCAGAUGACAUUGACGGUACGUUUUACCGUGUCAUGCCAGAUCCCCAGCUGCCUCCUUUCAUCCAAGAUGACCCAGUAAAUGGCUCCAUCAGCGCUUUCCGGAUCAAAGACGGCAAAGUCUCUUUCAAGCAAAAAUAUGUCCAGACUGAGAAGCUGAAACGAGAACGCGAGGCCAAGCGGGCCCUGUUGGGAAAGUACCGCAACAAGUACACCGAUGCGGUAGAGUUCAAAGUCCGCACCACAGCCAACACCAACAUCAUCCACUUCAACGGCAAGCUGCUCGCCCUCAAGGAAGACGCCCCGCCGUACGCAUUGGACCCAGAAACCCUCGAGACCUUGGGCCUGCACACUUUUGAUGGGCAGCUUCCCAGUUUGACGUUCACAGCCCAUCCCAAGUUCGACCCCAAGACGGGCGAGAUGAUUUGCUUUGGGUAUGAGGCCAAAGGAGAUGGGACGCCUGAUGUGUGCUAUUACCGAGUAGCUCCUGAUGGCAAGUUCCUCGAGGUGGUGUGGCUCGUUGCGCCAGUUGUGGGAAUGAUUCACGACUUUGCUGUGACUGAAAACUUUGUGCUCUUCCCCAUCAUGCCGCAGGUUUGUGAUCUCGAGAGGCUGAAGCAGGGUGGCGAGCACUGGCAGUGGAGCCCCGAGACACCGUUUUAUGUCGGCGUUUUGCCUCGAACAGGCGCGAAGCCGGAAGAUGUUAAGUGGUAUCAAUACCGCAACUCAUUCCCCGGCCACGUUAGCAACGCCUUCGAGGACUCAUCGGGCAAUCUCGUCAUGGACAUUGCGCUCAGUGACAAGAACGUCUUCUUUUGGUGGCCGGAUGCCCAGGGGAAUGCCCCGGAGCCAAGUUCAAUUGUCUCCCAGUUGAAGCGUUUUGUGAUUGAUCCAAAGUCUUCAAACCUCCAUCUUGCCGACCCAGAGGUGCUUCAAGAGGACAACUCGGAGUUUUACCGAAUCGACGACCGAUUUGCCACUCAACCAUACAGGCACUGCUUCUACGACAUGUUGAAUCCGGCGUUGGGGACCGACUUCCCAGGGAUUGCCCACCAGCUCGGUGGGGGAUACCCUCUGUAUAACUCGCUGGGACAUCUUGACCUCCAAACUCGUAAGGUGGAAGUGUAUUUCCCUGGACGAACGCACAUGGUUCAGGAGCCAGUAUUCAUUCCCCGUCGGGGAUCUGGUGAGGAAGGAGAUGGGUAUUUGCUUGCGCUUGUAAACAACUACGCCACGAUGUCGAGUGAGCUACACUUGCUUGACACGAAGAACUUUACCAAAGCGCAAGCUGUCAUCUUGUUGCCCGUGCGGUUGAGGCAAGGGUUGCAUGGGAACUGGGUAGACAAUGAUAAACCAUGA
This is a messenger RNA of Podospora anserina S mat+, 1503 nucleotides long. RefSeq lists its product as uncharacterized. Gene Ontology annotation, biological process: carotene catabolic process. Lineage: Eukaryota; Fungi; Ascomycota; Sordariomycetes; Sordariales; Podosporaceae. The record is from RefSeq and is a predicted model, not a curated record. Bases 1 to 1503 code for a protein of 500 amino acids. Gene Ontology annotation, molecular function: carotenoid dioxygenase activity. The transcript is spliced from 3 exons.